This is a messenger RNA of Miscanthus lutarioriparius, 1164 nucleotides long. Lineage: Eukaryota; Viridiplantae; Streptophyta; Magnoliopsida; Poales; Poaceae. The record is from the annotation of a GenBank genome assembly.
AUGGCGGCGGUCCAACAAGAGAUGGAGGCAGAUGCUAUGAAGUUGUUCAUCAAUGGAAUCUCAUGGGACACCAAUGAGGACCACCUUCUGAAGUACUUCAGGAAGUAUGGGGAGGUGGAGGAGGCUAUCAUCAUGCGUGAUCAGGCUACUGGUCGUAGCUGGGGCUUCGGGUUCAUCGUGUUUGCUGACCCUGCUAUAGCCAAGCAUGUCAUCAUGGAGAAGCAUAUGAUUGAUGGUCGGAUGGUAGAGGCAAAGAAAGCUAUUCCUAGAGAUGAUCUGCAUGCUCUCAACAAUAGUCAUGAAGAUGCCAUGGAUAGGGCAUUAUUUAAGACAUUCCAUAAAUUGAAAGGUAAGAGGGUUGAGGUCAAGCGAGCUAUUCCUAAGGAACCGUCUCCUAGACCUGGCAUGUGCUCUCCUAUCAAUGGGUUCAAUUAUGUAACUGGUAGAACCAAUAGCUUCCUUAAUGGAUAUACCCAGCAUUAUAAUAUGAGUCCAUUAGGUGGCUAUGGAAUGAGGAUGGAUGAAUGUUUUGGUCUUCUAUCAGAUGGGAACAAUGGUUAUCCAUCUUUUGGUGGUAGUUAUGGAAUUGGAAUGAAUUUUGAUGCAUGGAUGAACCCAUGUAUUGAAAGUGGCUCUAGCUUCAAUAGUGAUAUCCAGCGUGGAUGGCAUCUUAAUCCAUAUUACAAUGGAAAUUCAGGUGGAUUCAACAACUAUGUUAGCUAUGGUGGAGUCAAUGAAAAUAAUGGUUUACUAUUUGACUCACUAGUUCGUAACCUUUGGGGUAUUUUUAGCCUUAAUCACUCUUCUAGUUCCACAAGCUCUAAUUUCUUUGUGCCAUUUGGAAAUGGGGACCUGCUUAGUGGAAUUGGGAACAAUAAUGUGAAUUGGGGAAACCCUCAUCAUGUGCCUGCUCUAGGUGCCAAUAAUUGCUUUGUUUGCUGUACUAGAAACUUUGGUUAUGGGUCUAGUGAAACCAACUUUGAUCAAGGUUCCAGUGUUUAUGGAAGGAAUGUUGGAUCAAGUGGUGUCAGUAACUUAAACCAAUCAACCAAUGGGUAUGCAAGGAACUUUGGAGAUUCAUCAAUAGGUGGUGGCUCCAUCUAUGGAGACACAACUUCGACAUCUGGAUCUUUUGAGCAUGAUGUUACAAAAAUGGUUAGAUAG